AUGCGGAGGAUCCGGCGGCUGGUGCAUCUGGUCCUGUUCUGCCCCCUCUCCAAGGGCCUGCAGAGUCGCCUGCCGGGCAUCAAGGUGAAAUACCUGCUGGUGGUGUGGCUGGGCAUCUUCGUGGGCAGCUGGGUGGCAUACAUGCACUACUCAUCCUACUCUGAGCUCUGCCGUGGCCACGUCUGCCGGAUGAUAAUCUGUGACCAGUACAAGAAAGGAAUCAUUUCUGGCUCCACAUGCAAAGACCUGUGUGAGGAGCGCAGCCUUAUCUUCCAGCACUGCCUCUCCUCCUCUCCCACCCAGCAGGUCUACAGUGGGCUCUGGAGGGGGAGGGAGGUGAUCAUCAAAUGCAGCAUCGAAGAAGCCCUGAAGGCAGACCACCAUCCAGACUCUGUGCCCAGGAGGGACAUGGUCCUCUUUGACAAGCCGACACGAGGGACCUCAAUGGAUGAGUUCAAGGAGAUGCUCCUCAACUUCCUGAAGUCCAACCUGGGAGAUCAGCCAUCUCUUGCAGCCUUGGUGAGCCGCAUCAUCACCAUGGCAGAUGUGAACCGGGAUGGGAAAGUGUCUUUAGCAGAGGCCAAAUCCAUCUGGGCACUACUUCAGCUCAACGAGUUCCUCCUCAUGCUCUCCUUGCACGAGAAGGAGCACACUCCCAAGCUGCUGGGGCACUGUGGGGACCUCUACGUCACUGAGAAGAUCCCCCACACCUCGCUCUACGGAGUGGAUGUCCCUCCCUUCCUCCAGUCAAUGCUGCCUUCAGUGGUCCACCAAGUCAUCCACCAGUGGUUCGCCCCAGCGUGGCCCCGGCGGGCGAAGAUCGCCAUCGGCCUCCUGGAGUUCGUGGAGGAGAUCUUCCAUGGGACCUACGGAAACUUCUACAUCUGUGAGGGCAGCCUGAAGAACGUGGGCUACAACGACAAAUACGACUUCAAAAUGGUCAACUUGAGGAAGGUGGCCACGGAGAUGACAAUCAGAGGUUUCCUCAAGGGCCGUCACUGUGAGCAGAACGGGGACUGCACCUACGGGAAGGACUGCACGGCCUCCUGUGACAAACUCCUGAAGCAGUGCAAGGGCGACGUGGUGCAGCCCAACCUGGCGAAGGUCUGCGGCUUGCUGCAGGACUACUUGCUGUAUGGAGCACCACUGGAGCUGAAAGAAGACCUGCAGAAACAGCUCCGAACUUGCAUGACCCUCAGUGGCCUGGCCAGCCAGAUGGAGGUGCACCACUCCCUCGUGCUCAACAACCUCAAGACCUUGCUCUGGAAAAAGAUUUCGAACACCAAAUAUUCUUAA
Molecule: messenger RNA, 1296 nt
Organism: Indicator indicator
Lineage: Eukaryota; Metazoa; Chordata; Aves; Piciformes; Indicatoridae
Gene: DIPK1B
Product: divergent protein kinase domain 1B
Exons: 5
Coding region: 1-1296 (431 amino acids)
Source: RefSeq, a predicted model, not a curated record